AUGGAGGAGAGCAACACAACCACAGAGGACACCACGAGAAGCAAGCCUAAGCUGCGGCAUCGCCUCGAGACCGAGGCCUACCCGGACCAGAAGAAGCGAUGGCCCCGCUUCGGCAAGUUCAUCCUGGCCCAGUACACACCGGAGGCGAUACUGGUCUACCAGGCGUUCAAGCCGGAGAUCGGGCGGUACGCGGUGGCCAAUCAGCGGUUCACGGGCUGUGAGGCCUACUCGCCCACGCGCAUGACCUGGAUCAAGACCAACUUCCUCUGGAUGAUGUUCCGGAGCGGGUGGGGCGGCAAGAAGAACCAAGAGAUGACCCUGGGCAUCUGGCUGAAGAGGGAGGCCUUCGACCGAUACAUUUCCAUUGCGUGCAAGAAGGGCGGCCACCAACGCGACGGCUCAGUUGUGAGGCUCCAGUGGGACCCCGACCACCACCCGAGCGGUGCGCCGCUGAAGAACCGGCGCGCGAUCCAGCUGGGCCUGAAGAACGUGAUCACCUUCUCCAACGGGGAGGAUAUCCUCCGCAUUGACGACCUCACCGAGUUCGUGGCAGGCUGCAGGCCCGAGGACACCUCCUCGCUCGUCACCCCCAAGGAGACUAUCUACGAGCCCGAUGACCCAGCCAUCGUUGCCAACCUGGGCCUUUCCCACGAGGACGAGGUGCGAUCAGAGGCGGGGAGGGAGGUGGCGGCGGCGAUGCAGGAGGGCCGCGGGCUGUGGAUCAGCUACAAGGGCGGAUCGCACGAGCGGAAGCCGCGCCUUGUGAAGCCCCUCCGCUGGCAGCCCCACACAGCCAAGUCCCUCUUCGUCGGCUUGUGCGGCUACACGGACGGCGAAAAGGAGUUCUACGUCCACAACAUACUGGAAAUGCGCCACGAGCCCUGGACACUCGCCGAAGAGCCCGCACAAGGCGAUGAGGAGGAGAAGUCGCGAAAGAAGAGCCGACAGGCCGCACCAGUAUUAGCGGCGACGGAGGAGGAGGAAGAGAACGAACGCGAAGCCCCGGACCUGUAA
Acanthamoeba castellanii str. Neff is the source of this 1014-nucleotide messenger RNA. RefSeq lists its product as uncharacterized. NCBI's taxonomy places the organism in Eukaryota, Discosea, Longamoebia, Acanthamoebidae. The record is from RefSeq and is a predicted model, not a curated record. Bases 1 to 1014 code for a protein of 337 amino acids. The transcript is spliced from 8 exons.